AUGGCAGGGAGUUUUUGUUACAAGGACGUGGUUCCAUUCACUGCAAUGGUUGCAAUUGAGUGCAGCAACGUUGGUGUUAACGUUUUAUUCAAAGCAGCUACACAGAAGGGGUUGAGUUACUAUGUCUUCGUCGUUUAUUCAUUUGCUGUCUCCAAUCUUGUUUUUCUUUUGCCUCUGCCCUUUGUCUUCCUAAGGUCAAGUAGGCUUCCUCCGUUCAAGGUGUCUCUCAUCUUCAAACUUUUCUUCCUUGGAGUGAUUGGAGUUGUAGCUCAGCUUUGUGGAUAUAAAGGACUUCAAUACACUUCACCUACUCUUGCUUCUGCUCUUAGCAACCUUAUACCGGCUUUUACUUUCAUACUAGCUGCCUUUUUCAGGAUGGAGAAGGUGGCUUUGGGAAGCUCAAGCACCCAAGCCAAAAUCUUGGGUUCUGCAGUAUCUAUAUUAGGAGCACUCAUAGUUGUUCUCUACAAGGGCCCCACAGUCUUAUCAGCUUUAUCACCACAACUAUCACCUACCAUUGAUUCUCCAAUGGACUCAACAGCACAAACGAAUUGGGUUCUUGGUGGGUCUCUACUUGUCGUUGAGUUUCUUCUGGUUCCAAUAUGGUACAUUGUUCAGGCUAAUGUUAUGAAAGAAUAUCCAGCAGAGUUUAUCGUGGUCUUCUUAUACAACCUAUGUGGGACUUUCAUAUCUGCACCAGUGUGCAUACUAUUAGAAGAAAACUUAAGUUCUUGGAAGAUAAAUCCUGAUAUUACAUUGAUCGCCAUUAUAUACUCAGGACUCUUUUGCACAGGCCUAAGUUGCUUGGUUCACACUUGGGGCAUCCAUCUAAAAGGCCCUGUUUAUAUAUCUAUGUUUAAGCCUCUCUCAAUAGCAAUUGCUGCCACUUUGAGUGCUAUAUUCCUCGGUGAUGCACUGUAUUUCGGGACUGUUGUUGGAGCAUUAAUACUAUCAAUUGGGUUUUAUGCGGUUUUAUGGGGCAAAACAAAAGAAGAAUUGAUUGAGGACUUUGACAUAGAUGGAACUCAACCUCCAUCCAGUAGUAAGACUCCUUUGUUGUUGAGUUACAAUGUAAAAGAUAACGGAGAAAUCACCCAUAAUGAUUGUUGA
This is a messenger RNA of Gastrolobium bilobum, 1110 nucleotides long. Its product is annotated as WAT1-related protein At4g15540-like. Gene Ontology annotation, molecular function: transmembrane transporter activity. The coding region runs from base 1 to 1110 and encodes 369 amino acids. The record is from RefSeq and is a predicted model, not a curated record. Gene Ontology annotation, cellular component: plasma membrane. Lineage: Eukaryota; Viridiplantae; Streptophyta; Magnoliopsida; Fabales; Fabaceae. The transcript is spliced from 7 exons.